Molecule: messenger RNA, 1338 nt
Organism: Daldinia childiae
Lineage: Eukaryota; Fungi; Ascomycota; Sordariomycetes; Xylariales; Hypoxylaceae
Exons: 1
Coding region: 1-1338 (445 amino acids)
Source: RefSeq, a predicted model, not a curated record
AUGCACCGAAAUUACCCUGUGCUCCCCAAGAUCAACGUCUCACCCUCUCUGCAGGCUUUAUCGAGUCAACCUUUGCCAACGCAGCGCGAAGACGAGACGUCAUCUCCAGAUCGCAAUAUGCCCUUAUUAGCCCCACUCCGACCGUCUCGUAAGAAGACAGACGAUGUUAACAAUGGGCGUAAUGCCAGUAAGACCAGCUUACACCUGCCAGAGGCGGACAUUGAAAGGGAUGAACUUGAACGAUACUCGCAUCCGGAGAGUAGUGAAUAUCCAGAAAUUGCCGCGGCUGGGAUCGAUGUUGAAUCCUGGUUGGAGUCUAGUGUUGACAACUUUCCCUACUAUGCUCAGAAUAGAGCUGAUGGACACAUGCCCCUACCGCUUCCGCCAGAUGUCAUUGAUACUCUUCGGAUAUCAAUAACAUGCUUCCCGGAAACGAUGCUCCAGUGUUCCAGCCUCUCGAUUGAGACUAUACGCGGCCACUCUAGGAAAUUGAGAUAUAAGACCUCCAGUCCCGCAAGUCUAUAUUCGGAAUCGCCCGUUUCAGUAGACUCAUCAGACCAGUCAAAACAGACGAAAUGGAAGUGGUUACCGCUUAAGAGACAGCAGUCAUCUCCUACGGAGGCACCAACCAGCCCGCAGCGAAUAGGUUUUGGUGAGAGUCUAGAACCAAGAUAUAGCCCGGUAUGGCCUAAGAAACCGGACUGGACCACAAUCCAGAACCUCUUCCCCUCCGGAUCUGAUUACCUCUGUGACGCCCUCUACGCUCACCUCGUAGCGUACAACUAUAUCACUUCGCUAUGUCCCCGAUCAGUGCUAAUCAAUCCUACUACUUCGAGACCUACUUCAAAGUCCUCAACAACGCCUUCGGAAAUCAGUCUCGGCCUUUCGGUUGACCUCCGUUCCUCAGUAGACAUACGCGCCUCUACGGACGGAGGCGCAAUCCCACGGAAAGCAGCAAACUUACUAGGCCUACAGGACGAUCCGAACGCACCGAUCCCCGAACCGCCUUCUUCACGAUGCAACACACUUCGCAGCAAGCGAUCGUUCUUUGCAGCAGCACCUAGAGCAGUCUCUUAUUAUGAAGUUAGUAGACCAACGACAGCCGUAGGUUCCUUCAGUGGCCGCCGCCUUCCCCAACCUGAUCAGGGCGAGCAAGUGUUAAAGGAUUUACGGUUGGGACUGGCGAGAUGCAUCUCAAGGCUUGUCGCUACGUUACGAGUGACGAAUGGCAACUCCGCGGGCUCCGAUGGCGCGGGGCAGAUGAAGCGGGAAGAAGAUCCCGACUUUAUGCGAGCACUGUGCGAGAUCGUACGCCUCUCUGAGGAGAGAUACAUGUAG